Molecule: messenger RNA, 5815 nt
Organism: Dissoconium aciculare CBS 342.82
Lineage: Eukaryota; Fungi; Ascomycota; Dothideomycetes; Mycosphaerellales; Dissoconiaceae
Product: nucleic acid-binding protein
Exons: 1
Coding region: 88-5535 (1815 amino acids)
Biological process (GO): rRNA processing
Cellular component (GO): small-subunit processome; nucleolus
Molecular function (GO): protein binding; RNA binding
Source: RefSeq, a predicted model, not a curated record
UAGAGGUUGCAGCCGAUGGGCAAAAAUUGAAAAUAUUCUGCAGAUUGAAUCUUCCGCCGCCGCAAUCUUCAGACGGAUUGAUCAAUCAUGGCGCCUGUCAAGAGAAAGGCGAUUGUCGAGGAUCGGCCCAGCAAAAAGUCGAAGUCCACAGAUAACAAGGAAACCACAGCGCAAAGGAAGCCUGCUGUUAAAUCCGCGAAGCCGGAAAAGGCAUCCAAACCGGCCGAAGAUGUCAAACGGCCAGAACUCAAAUCGGUCCUUCAACAGGAGGAUCGGGCAUUUCCUCGCGGUGGUGGCAGCAUAUUGACACCGCUGGAGCACAAGCAAAUCAGAGCGGAAGCAGAACGAGAUGUGCUGUUGGAACAGGAAAAUGGCCAACUCGACGCCGACGAAAACCUGUUCGACGACAAGAAAGACAUUGCUGCAAAGAAGAAGCGCAAGGCUUCGCAAUCAGGUGGAAAAGGGAAAGAGAAGGGCGAGCCCAGUGGUCACCACAUUCAAAGUCUGAGCUACAAGACUUUGGUGGUUGGCAGCGUGGUGCUUGGUCGGGUCACUGCUAUCACGAACCGAGACGUCGCAAUCUCACUGGCAAACAACCUCACUGGCUUCGUUCCCUUGACAUCUAUCUCAGAACGGCUCAACACUCGGAUUGAGAAGUUAGUUGGAGACGAUAAAGAAGCAGAGCUGGAAGAGGAAGAGGAUGACGACACUGAUGACAUCGAUCUCAAAAAGUUAUUUCAUCUCGGUCAAUGGCUACGAGCAACAGUUUCUGCGUCGGGCAGCGAUGCGGCGGAAGGUGGUUCAAAGAGCAAGCGACACAUCGAGCUCACUCUAGACCCGUCACAAGUCAAUGGUGGCCUUGACGCGGACAAUGUUGUGGUCAACAGCAUGGUUCAAGGUUCAGUCAGAUCUGUUGAGGAUCACGGCAUCAUUAUGGAUCUGGGUCUCUCAGACUCCAGCAUCAAGGGUUUCAUCGGCAAGAAGGAGCUUGUUGGAAUUUACAACAUUGGUGAAAUACAAGAAGGACAGGUUAUGCUCACAUUGGUCACUGGCAAGGGAAGCGAUGGCAAGGUGCUCAAAUUGACACCCAAUCCCAACUCCUUCUCGGUCGCUGGUGCUGGAAAUAAGCUACAGGCUGUCAACGAUGCACCGACCAUUGAUGGAUUCCAGCCGGGCACAGCAAUUGACAUGCUCAUCACCGAGUCAAGUUCGAAAGGUGUUGUCGGUAAGAUCAUGGGUGUGCUCGAUGCCAGCGCAGAUGUUGUUCACUCUGGCGGCUACGACAAGAAACAGGAUUCCGCGACAAAGUACAAGGUUGGAACCAAGACCAAAGCGCGCAUCAUCUGGACACUCCCGAAAAGCGACGGAUCGAGGACUGUCGGAGUCUCAUUGCUCGAGCAUGUGCUGACAUUGACCCCGCCUGUGUCCAAACUCAUUGUCAGCCCACUUGCCAAGAUCAAGACACAGGCAGUGCAAAUGGACCAGCAAAUACCCCUGUCGACAACCUUGGAGGAUGCCAAGGUUGUUCACGUGUCCCCCGAGCGUGGUGUUUUCUUAUCGCUCAUCCACAAAUCUGGCAAGACCGAGGAAGAACUUCGUGCUUUUGCUCACAUUUCCCAACUCUCGGAUCAACGCGUGGAAUCCAUUCUUUCCGAGUCCGGACCUUUCAAGAUUGAUUCGAGGCACAAAGUUCGUGUACUCUCCUACAAUCCCAUCGACAACUUUUAUUAUGUGUCCAUGAAACCUUCAAUUCUGGAACAAACCUAUCUGAGAGUCGAAGAUGUUCCCGUCGGCGAGAUUGUCCGCGGCACUAUUGAGAAGCUGAUUCUUGGCGGCACAAAGGGUGUGAUUGGUGUGCUAGUCAAAAUCACGGAUCACAUCACAGGUUUGAUCCCGGAAAUGCAUCUGAGCGAUGUACAAAUGCAACACCCAGAGAGAAAAUUCCGCGAAGGUCUUCCUAUCAAGGCUAGAGUCCUGUCUGUCGAUCUUGACAAGCGACACGUACGUCUGACAGCGAAGAAGACCUUAGUAAAUGCCGACAACGCAUCCGCGAUCUGGAAAGACUACCAAGAUCUCACACCAGGAAUGGAAAGUCAAGGCACAAUACUCAAGCUCACACCCAGUGGUGCUGUUGUGCAGUUCUUUGGCAAAGUGCGAGCGUUCUUACCAGUCGCUGAAAUGAGCGAGUCCUUCAUCAGAAGUCCCGAAACACAUUUCAGGCUAGGUCAGACGGUUAAUGUUCGGAUUCUGACGGUGAAUCCCGAUGAGAGUGAAAUGAGGGUAUCUUGCAAAGACGACAGUACUCUUGACUCAGAGCAGCAAGCGAAGUGGGACUCAAUUUCGGCAGGAAAUCUUGUUAGCGGCACAGUCACCGAGACGACAGCGGACACCGUCAAGGUUGACUUGGAGAAUGGUCUGCACGGAACCAUUAAAAUCGGGCACCUAAUUGAUGGCUCUGCGAACAAAGCCGAAAGUGCAUUGAAGCGAACCAGGAUCGGACAGAAGAUGUCAGAUCUUCUCGUGUUACAGAAGGCUACUCGCAGUCAGAUCUUGACUUUGAGCAAUAAAUCAAGCUUGAUUGAAGAAGCAAGAUCGGGCAACCUCAUCACCCAAUUUUCGGACGUCAAGCCUGGAACUAAAGUCCGAGGUUUCAUUCGAAACAUUGUUCCAGAGGGAGUCUAUGUUGAAUUUGCUAAUGGCGUGGUUGGCAUGAUGCCGAAAAGCCAAAUCCCACCAGAGAUGCUUACCCAGCCUUUGUUUGGUCUCCGUACCGACCAGACUUUGUUGCUGCAUGUCAUCUUCAUCGAUAACGAGCGUGAACGGUUCUCGUUGAGUUUACGAGAGCAGAAGGGAAAAACUACCGCAUCAACAUCACAGACCGCUGCGUCCGAGCCAGUGCAAAACCCAGCCGACGAAUCUAUAACCUCACUCGCCGAUUUCACGUUGGGCAAAGUGACCAAAGCGCGUAUCUCGUCCGUGAAGUCGACACAGCUUCAAGUCAGACUUGCAGAUGGUAUCCAGGGUCGUGUCGACAUUAGUGAGGCAUUUGAUAGCUGGGAUGAGAUCAGCAACAAGAAAGCGCCUCUGCAAAAGUUCAAGCAGGACGAGAUCAUCGAUGUUAAGAUACUCGGAAUCUUUGAUGCGCGCAGCCAUCGAUUUUUACCAAUCAGCCACAGAUCAGGGAUGCAUCCAGUCUUCGAGCUCUCUGCUAAGCGAUCUCGUAUCGAGAACAACGAUGAAAGCCUAUUGACCUUGGAUUCGGUGGCCGAGAAUGCAUCCUACCCAGCAUUCGUGAACAAUCACGGCAAUGGCUUCAUCUGGGUCCAUCUCUCACCAAACAUCAAAGCACCAGUUUCCCUCAUUGAUGUUUCUAAUGAUGCCGGAGUAUUGCAGCAGCCAGUCAAACACUUCCCUGUCGGAACUGCUCUGUUGCUCAAAGUCAAGAGCGUAGACACAGAAUCAGGUCACCUCGAACUGGCAGCAGACGACGAUUCUGUGGGGCAGUUGACAUUCUCCAGCAUCUCCCCCGGCAUGAUCUUACCCGCCAAAGUCACAACCAUCUCAGAGCGCUCUAUCAAUGUCAAGAUUUCCGAUGAGGUCAUGGGACCCGUUCACAUGACCGAGAUCAGCGAUGACUACGACAAGAUCGACAUUUUGCAGUACAAUAAGAACGACAUUGUACGGGUGUGCAUCAUCAGCGUCGACCCCCACAAUAAACGGGUGGUCACGAGCUUGAGGCCGUCGAAAGUUCUCAGCUCUAGCCUACCGAUCAAAGACGCCCACAUCACGAACGCAUCGCAACUCAAAGCCGGCGACAUUGUUCGUGGUUUCGUCAAGAAGGUCGCCGAGAAGGGCGUGUUCGUCUCUCUCGGGGCGAAUGUCGAUGCCAUGGUUUGGAUCGCUGACUUGAGCGACCAGUAUGUCAAGGAUUGGAAGAGCAUUGUGGAGAUCAACCAGAUGGUCAAGGGUCGUAUCGUCUCCGUCGAUUCGACCGGGAAAUUCAUCCAGAUGAGCCUCAAGCCAUCGCAGGUCGACCCCAGUUACAGACCUCCUUUGCAGAUCACUGAUCUGGAGGUCUCCGCCAUCGUCACCGGAAAGGUACGGAAGGUCGAGGAUUUCGGUGCCUUCAUCGAUAUCGACAACACCCAGCCCAGGCUUUCCGGUCUGUGUCAUCGAUCUGAGAUGGCGUCCAAACCGGUCGCCGAUGCGCGCAAGAUUUAUUCCGCCGGAGAUGUCGUCAAGGCAAAGAUCUUGAAGGUCGAUGUCUCUAGCAAGAAGAUCAGCUUGGGUCUGAAGGCGAGUUACUUCGAGAAAGCUGAUGAUGUUGACGGAGAAGAUGAUAUCGACGAAGACAUCGCGGAGGAUGACGAUGAUGAUGACGAGGACCUUGAAGACAGCGAUGGUGGGAUCGCGAUCGAUGCGGCUGACGACGAGUCGGAGUUGGAAGAUACCGAGAUGGCGGAUGAUGGCGUACCUGUGACCACCUCAGGGCUAAAGACUUCUGGAUUUGACUGGAGUGGUAAUGGUCUCGACACAGAGGCUAACGGAGCAGUCUCGGAGUCCGAAGCGGAGGAUACGAAGACCAAGAAACGGAAAAAGAACAAGGCCGAGAUCAAAGUUGAUCACACUGGUGAUCUCGACAAGAAUGGUCCCCAAAGUGUCAGUGACUUUGAGCGGCAAUUGCUGGGCCAGCCGAACAAUUCCGGCCUGUGGAUACAGUACAUGGCAUUCCAGCUUGAGUUGAGCGAAGUGCAAAAAGCACGAGACAUUGCCGAGCGAGCCCUUCGUUCUAUCCACAUCCGUGAGACGGAAGAAAAGGCCAAUAUUUGGAUCGCAUGGCUGAACUUGGAGGUGGCAUACGGCGACGAUGACAGCGUGGAAGGAGUCUUCAAGGAAGCGUGUCAAUUGCAAGAUUCGUUGGAGAUGCACCAGAAGCUAGCUUCGAUCUACAUCGACUCGGGCAAGCUCGACAAAGCCGACGACAUCUUCCGCCGCAUCGUCGCGACCAAGAGCUUCCGCGCCAGCCCCGACAUCUGGCUCAACUACGCGACAUUCCUGAUGGACAGCCUCCAGGCUCCCGAUCGAGCCCGCGCCCUCCUGACGCAAUCCCACCAGUCCAUCCCGAAGACCGAGCAACGUCCCCUGACGGCCAAAUUCGCCGCCCUCGAGUUCCACGCCAAGCACGGCGACCCGGAGCGCGGGCGUACCAUCUUCGAGGGCCUCAUCACCGAAUGGCCGAAAUGGAGCUCCGGCUGGGACACCUGGGUGGACCUCGAGCGGGCCCGGAUCGAGCGGGCGGAAGGCAACGAGGCGAAGAAGGACGCGCGGGAGAAAUCCCGGGCGCUGUUCGAGCGGAUGGCGGCGCAGAAGAUGAAGAAGCGUCGCGCGCUGUUCGUGUUCAAACGCUGGUUGGCGUUCGAGACCGAACACGGCUCCAGCAAACAGGCGGAGAGGGUCAAGGCCCUCGCGGCGGAAUUCGUGCAGAACCUGCAGCAGGGCGGUGGUGCCGCGGAGGGGAGGGAGGAGGAUGAUUAGAGUCGUGGGUGUGACAUUGCCCUGUCCCCUUCUUCUCGACUCUGUGAUGCGAGGGAUCGUGUCCUACGUCAUUUCACGAUGGGAUGAUUGUUGUAUGUUUUUGCCGUGUACAAGUACAUGUCAUGGAAACCUCCUGUGUCCAAUGCUGUUUGUCAACGUGUGGGAGAUCAUCGGCGGCUUAUUGUUUCUUUGUUGAUAGGUAGUAGCCUGGCGAAGAUGCAGGCGUGUGGACUUCAUUGUGUGUACAGUAUCCACAGUAUCCACAGUAUACAGGAGGCCG